This is a messenger RNA of Nematocida homosporus, 1488 nucleotides long. RefSeq names its product phenylalanyl-tRNA synthetase alpha chain. Gene Ontology annotation, cellular component: phenylalanine-tRNA ligase complex; cytoplasm; cytosol. The transcript has a single exon. The record is from RefSeq and is a predicted model, not a curated record. NCBI's taxonomy places the organism in Eukaryota, Fungi, Microsporidia. Bases 1 to 1488 code for a protein of 495 amino acids. Gene Ontology annotation, molecular function: tRNA binding; ATP binding; phenylalanine-tRNA ligase activity. Gene Ontology annotation, biological process: phenylalanyl-tRNA aminoacylation.
AUGAGUAACUUGACUAGUAUUGAAGAGACUAUUAUCGAGCAUCUUAAGACCGAAGGUGCCUUAUACAGCUCAAGUAUCUCGGGCGAUUAUGUAACUGUUAUUGGAGUAGUUAAAAAGCUCGAAUCAUUUGGCCGCAUUAAAUGCACGCCAAUUAGACACAAGAUGCUUGCUUUGACUGAAGCAGGUGAGUUAGUUCAGCAGAGUAACUCGCCAGAGUAUCUAUUAUAUCUUGCUCUCAAAAAAGGAGUCGAAAUGUCUAAACUUGAUGCAUACUACCGGACUAAUCCUGUAUACCAAUCUAUGUCUGAUGCCGAGAUCAAAAAGCUUAUCAUGGUUGGCCGUAACAACGGGAUUAAAUCUGGACUUUUCAAAGUUAGUGGUGAUUCGUUAGUUAUUGCGACUGAGCAGAAUGAAGAUACUAUCAAGAAGAGCCUGGCCAAUUUAACAACUUUAGAUAGUGCCCAGAUUGAGAUCUUGAAGAAAAGAAAGAUGAUUGUUCAAAAAGAUACAACCCACUAUCGUAUUGAGAAAGGCGAAAGUUUUAAUGUCACAGACCAACUCAUUAGUGAUAUUACUUCAGAUAUGCUGCACAAUCUUAACAUCUCACAGGGCUUAAAGAAGUACAACUUUGAUAUUGUGCCCAAUCUGGUUAAGUAUUCCGGUGCUUUGCAUCCUUUGUCCUUGGAGAGAGAGCGAGUUAAGAGUAUCUUCUUGCAGAUGGGCUUUGAAGAGAUGAAUGCUGGGAAGUACGUGGAGUCUUCUUUCUGGAACUUUGAUGCUCUUUUCCAGCCACAGCGCCAUCCGUCGCGGAAUGAGCAGGAUACCUUCUUUUUAGAGAACCCAAGCACAGCCCAGGAUCCAGAUAGUGAGUACUUGCGCCGGGUGGAGGCCGUACAUACGGUUGGAGCUUACGGCUCAAUUGGUCAUCAAGCCCCUUGGAGCUUAGAGGAGUCCAGAAAGAACGUGCUAAGAACUCAUACAACAGCAGUUACGACCCGUUUAUUAUACCAGCUGGCUAAAGAGGGCCGCUUAUCAGGUAAGUUUUUCUCGAUCGAUCGGGUCUUCCGGAAUGAGUCCCUGGAUGCCACUCAUUUAGCCGAAUUUCAUCAGGUGGAAGGAAUUGUGAUUGGCGAGCACCUAACGAUUGCCCAUCUAAUGGGAUUCUUAGAGGCCUUUUUCAAAAGUUUUGGUAUUGAUAAGAUCAAAUUCAAGCCGGCCUUCAAUCCCUACACCGAGCCUAGUGUAGAAGUCUUUGCCUAUCACGAAGAGAUGAAAAAGUGGAUGGAGAUAGGUAACUCCGGAAUGUUUAGGCCAGAAAUGCUUCUGCCCAUGGGACUGCCUGCUAAUGUACGAGUGAUCGGCUGGGGCCUAUCACUAGAACGGCCAGUGAUGAUUUUCAGACAAAUGAAUAACAUCAGAGAGUUAGUUGGUCAUAAGGUAGAUUUAGCCUUUAUUAGAAAUGGCUUAGCGAAGGGUAACGCCAAAUGA